Molecule: messenger RNA, 1066 nt
Organism: Colletotrichum phormii
Lineage: Eukaryota; Fungi; Ascomycota; Sordariomycetes; Glomerellales; Glomerellaceae
Exons: 2
Coding region: 69-647 (192 amino acids)
Source: RefSeq, a predicted model, not a curated record
ACGCCUCAGGGAGUUGGUGGGGGGUCGCAUUAGCAACGAGGUCGGGUCCCGCGUGGGAGAUCUAUCCCAUGGGCCGCGAGACUGUUCUCUUUGCUGUCAAAUGGGAUGACGGAGAUUGGCCGGUACUUGAUGAAGUACGCGGCGUGAUGGAUGGACCUUUGCCUCCGACAAACAGAGAUAUCUCUGGAGAUGGCCGUUGGGUAGACGAGCCAGACGUUGUCGACUUUGCGCCGGGCUGGGAGAUCCCUAGGCACUUUCUCUUUUGGCGACCACCGAAGACAGAUCUGUUCAGAGUCUCACCGGAGGGCCAUCCCAACACGCUGCAGAUAUCUCCCUCGCCAGUCAACCUCUCAGCAACACCAGACUUCAGCCCAGAACAAGAUGGUCUUGGAUUCAUUGCCCGCAAGCAGAGUGCCACGCUGUUCAACUACACUGUCGACGUAUCAUUCCAGCCAAAAGUAGAAAACGAGGAAGCUGGCAUUUCGGUCUUUUUAACGCAGUUACAGCACAUAGAUCUAGGCAUCGUCACCUCGCCAGCUUGCUCCAACCAGUCGCUAGUUCCGAGGUUCCGACUACGAGUCGAAGCAUCAGGAAAGCCCAACAUUAGUGUUCCCGAAACAGUCCUCGUACCAGUGCCCAAAGCCUGAAGGUCGGAGACGAUAAGGCUCUCGGUUUCAGCUAUCAGUGACUCCAAGUAUGUGUUCGGCGCAGCUCCGGCAUCUCGCCCAGAGGAGUAUCUCGAGAUUGGAUCAGCGAGCGCGUUGAUUGUCUCUGGAGGCAGUGGUCCAUUCACUGGCACAAUUGUCGGUGCGUAUGCGACUAAUAAUGGUGGUGAUGGAAAGACACCAGCGUACUUCAGUCGGUGGAGGUACACUCCUGUGGCACAGAAGAUUGAUCACGCUACUCUUGUACCGGCGACAUAGAACCUGGGUUCUUAAUUCAUUCAAUAUUGCUAAGCCAGGUGCCUUGCGAAGAAUACAGCAAGGCCCCAUUACCGCUGUAGUUAGGGGCCAUCUUACCAUGUCAGUCAGUAACACGAUGCCUGUCAGGUUUUCCACGAAUCAUU